AUGGCAGAAGCAUCCUCCUCAAACGUAUCCUCCUACCCUUGUCAUCUGGAAGGUAUCACCAGAGUCUGUUUCUCCCCCGAUGGCUCGACCAUCUUCACUGGUGGUGCCGACUGUCUAGUCCGUAUACACCGCGCGGAUGACCCCGACGCUGAGCCUGGGUUCCAUGAUGAUCAUACAGACGCCGUUACCUCGCUCUCGUGCUCUAACUCUUACCUCGUCACUGGGAGUGUGGAUAACAUCGCGAGGUACUUCUCAUAUCCACAGAAUGAAUUUCAAGGAUACAUCACUCGCUCAUCCGGCGUGGCAAUAAGAUGGGUCGCUAUGGACAAAGCAGGUGAACGUGUGGCCGUUUGUAGCGAUGAUUUAUUGGUCAAGAUUGUGCAUGUGAAAGACACGACAAGAGUGCAAUUGUUAUCCGACAAUACCAAACCUGUCAGGUCUGCCACUUGGGAUCCGUCCGGACAGUAUCUGACAGCAGUCUCUUGUGAUGGUAAAUUGAGGAUCUAUGACACUGUUCUAUCCACACCGGCAUGUAUCAAGAUAGUGGAUAAUGUCAUCUCGUCCUCCGAGCCAGACUCUGCCGUGUCAGCCUACGCCGCUUGGCAUCCCUCUGGAGCAUAUUUCGCCAUACCUCUACGAACCCACGACAUUGGUGUCAUCUCCAAAAAUGGAUGGUCUAAGCAGCCUGCCUUUUCCUCUUCCGACGGACACAAAACGCCCAUAUCUGAACUCGCCUGGUCACCCAAUGGCAGAUACCUAGCCUCCUCUGCAGGCGAGCAAAUCCUUGUGUGGGCGGAAGAGUCGAGACAAGUCGUGGCGAGAUAUACCAAUCCCGUCGGGGCGAUCUCAGGACUGGCGUUCUCACCUAAGACCAAUCUGAUCGUCUUCACUUCCUUAGACGGGACUUUCCACAGAUGGAAUGAGCCUAUCCCGAGUAAUUUUCCCUCUCCGGUCGUAACGGAGGCUGCACACGCCAAAAAAGUGGAUAGACUAUUAGACGAUGAUUUCGGGGAUGACAUGGAUGAUCUUGAGGACAAAGGGGAGGAUCUAGGGGAUGAUUUGGUGGACGAUUGGAUAGUGGACGAUGAUGAGACGUAUGCUAAGGAAGAAGAUGAAAAGUGGGGGAAGGGUAGAACAGAAGUCGUCAAUGUCACAAAAGCUCAAGCAGCUUUCACUCCAGGUAGUACCGUCAUGAAGAACAAGAAACGUUAUCUUGGGUUCAACAUGAUUGGUGUUGUCGAUGCUACCGACUUGGAAACUCAUCAUGUUGUCAAUGUCGAAUUCCAUGAUAAAUCUUCUAGACGAGGGUACCAUUUUCAAGAUCAUCACAAAUAUUCCAUGGCAUCCAUUGGAGAGCAAGGAGUUAUAUACGCCUGUCCCGCUGACGGAGAUCAACCGUCUCAAAUAUACUAUAGACCAUAUGAUUCUUGGGCGUCGCAAGGGGAUUGGUCCAUGGGGUUACCUCUCGGCGAAGAGGCCGUAUGUGUCGCUGCCGGCGGACCGGCAGGAUCUCUAGGGCAAGAAAGUAUGGGGAGUAUCAUAGUAGCUACGAGCAGGGGGUUUGUGAGGUUCAUGAGUAGUAGUGGGAUACAAAGGUAUAUGUGGAGAUUAGGGGAGGAUGUGGUCAGUAUGGUAGCUGGAAAAGAUUCUGUGAUUGUGAUACACCGGGAAGGAGGGACAAGUUUGGAUGGUUGUCAGAAUCUUAGAUAUACAUUGAUGGAUCUGAACAACUUUGAAAUCAUACAAGAAGGUCGAGUGCCUUUACCGAAGAAAACCACUUUAACAUGGAUUGGAUUCACCUCGAACGAUGCUCCAACUAUGUUCGACUCAACCGGUUUGUUAUCUGUUCUUGAUCGGUUUCGACGGCCUGGUCAAGCAAGAUGGGUGCCAUUGUUAGAUACGACAUUAUUAAGGAAAGAAGGUAGGAAAGAAUCGUAUUGGCCAGUUGGGGUUUCUGCGACUCACAUGUCAUGUGUGAUUCUUAAGGGAAAUGAAAAAGAACCAUGGUUCCCUCGACCGUUGAUUCAGGAGAUAGAGCUUCAAAUGCCUUUAUUAGGCAUGGACAACCAACAGGGGAGAUUGGAAGAAAGGCUACUGACAAGCAGUAUCAUCAGAGGAGAAGUCCAUCUCUCUCUCUUACGUGACGCAGUGGAAGAAACACCAGACGGUGAAAUCGAAUACGAUAUCAAAACACGUUCCGUCGCUCUUGAUAAAGAACUUCUUCAACUCGUCCAAGGAGCUUGUAAAGCUGAUAAUCUUCAAAGAGCUUUAGAUCUAUCUCGACUUAUGUAUCUUCCAGGAACCAUCGAUGCCGCUGCUAAAGUCGCCGCAUUCUAUCAUUUACCAGGAUUACAAGAACGAAUUCAAUCCGUACGAUUGGAAAAAGAACGUAAAAGAACAGGUGUGAAACGAACCAGGAAAAGUUUGAUACCACCUUCUGAACAUCAUGUUUCUCCCAACAAUGGAAUGGUAAAUGGGAAAUUUUCAGAAUUCGUACCUCGAGCAACUUCCAGACGAACGUUCGGAGGAGUUAAUAGAGAUUCUACACCUGCUCAAAUGAGAGGGGAUAGUUAUGUUCCUGAAACUCCUGGACAGAUGGAGGAUACACCUCAACCUGUGCCCCCUCCGACAAUGAGUCUGGAUAUGGAUAUGGGAUCUCCAGGUGAGAAGAGAAAGAGAAAAGUUGGAAUGGAGGAAGAUGAAUUCACGGCUCCUGCUAAGAAAGUGGAGGAAUUGUCAUUUUCCUCAGAAGCACCGAAAAAUCCCUUUGCGAAGAAAACACAUGGUAAUCCAUUCGCUAAAGCCGCAACGGCCAGACCGCUCGAUGCGAUAAAGAGUACUUCGUUCUUUGACAGAGUGGAUGAUAUCGAGGCAUCGGGAAUGACGAAGGCAAAACCUAAAAAAGCAAAGGAAAACGUCAAACCUCAUGGUCAGGGUAAACAAACCACUUUAUUCAAUACCGGCAUGGAAAAACGUCCCGCUCUACCACAUAAAACAUCAUCGACAGAAUCAGAAAGUUUGAUGUCUGAUACUCCUCGAUUACCAUUACCGACCACUCUGACGGCUGGGGUAUUGGAGGAAAGUCAAUUACAAGAUACGUUGACGGAUGAAACACCUUCGGAAAGUAUCGAUAUUGAUUGA
Tremella mesenterica DSM 1558 is the source of this 3141-nucleotide messenger RNA. RefSeq lists its product as uncharacterized. The record is from RefSeq and is a predicted model, not a curated record. The coding region runs from base 1 to 3141 and encodes 1046 amino acids. The transcript is spliced from 14 exons. Gene Ontology annotation, molecular function: protein binding; chromatin binding. NCBI's taxonomy places the organism in Eukaryota, Fungi, Basidiomycota, Tremellomycetes, Tremellales, Tremellaceae. Gene Ontology annotation, cellular component: nuclear replication fork. Gene Ontology annotation, biological process: DNA-templated DNA replication; mitotic cell cycle; DNA repair.